This is a messenger RNA of Nymphaea colorata (pocket water lily), 2921 nucleotides long. RefSeq names its product pentatricopeptide repeat-containing protein At3g04750, mitochondrial. Bases 130 to 2055 code for a protein of 641 amino acids. The record is from RefSeq and is a predicted model, not a curated record. The transcript has a single exon. Lineage: Eukaryota; Viridiplantae; Streptophyta; Magnoliopsida; Nymphaeales; Nymphaeaceae. Gene Ontology annotation, molecular function: RNA binding; protein binding. Gene Ontology annotation, biological process: RNA modification.
UCCAACGGGCACAUAAUUUUGUCACUUGAUCUUCACGAACUUGAAGGCGGCUUUACCAGUUUUAACGGCCUGCCAACUUUUUCUCUGUUGCAGACUUGCAGCUUAGCUAUCUGGUAAACAAGUUCAUGCAUGCGUACGGCCAUGGAAGCGUCAACCAGCCAUGGCCAUGGCAGCAACUGGGACCCAACAACCUCACUGGACCUCAACCAUCCAACUCUUGUUAUGCUGGAGAAGUGCAAAACAAGGAGGCAGUUCAAAGAGAUACUGGCGCACAUGGUGAGGCUUCACCUCACUGAACAGACCUUCCCCAUGAGCAGGCUCCUCUACUUCUCUGCGAUCUCCCAUCGCGAGAACCUUGAUCUGUCACUCGCCCUCUUCCACCACUUUGAAUUCCAACCGAAUCUCUUCAUGUUCAACACUAUGAUUGCUGCACUUGCAUCAAUUCACAAGCGUAGGUGUAUCUGCCUUUAUAAAAGGAUGCUGAAAUCGGCUGUUUCGCCGGAUAAGCACACUCUGAAUCACCUUCUUAGGGCUUGUAGGUGUCUAACAGACGUUCAACAGGUUCACCAGCAAGCUGUAAUUAGUGGGCUGUCAUCGUACAGUUAUUUGCAGAACUCACUUGUUAAGAUUUAUAUGGAAAAUGGAGCAUUGGCGCUUGGGAGGAAAGUGUUCGAUAAAAUGUCUCAGAGAGAUGCUGUUUCGUGGAACUCCUUGAUUUGGGGUUAUGUCAAGGCUGGAUGUGGCCGUGAAGGUCUGAAGCUCUUCCAGGACAUGUGCUCCGAAGGCGUUGUGCCUGACAAAUUUACCAUGGUGGGUGCUCUUGGUGCCUGUGCAAAGAUCGGGAUGUUUCACAGCGGUCGUUCAAUUCAUACAAGAAUUAUCAAAAUGGGAGGUGUUUCUGGGAAUUGUAUUCUUGGAAACGCGCUUCUUGAUAUGUACGUGAAGUGCAAGGAAUUGGAUUAUGCAAGAAAGGUCUUCGAUGUACUUGCAGUUGGAAGGGAUGCUGUUUCAUGGAAUAUACUACUUUCAGGUUAUGCCAAAUUCGGAAAAUUGCAAAUGGCCAAGAGGUUGUUUGAUGAGAUACCCAUUAGAGAUUCUGUCACCUGGAACUCAAUUAUCGAUGGCUAUGCGCAGAAAGGGGACAUGGUUGCUGUUGUGAAUCUAUUUGAGGAAAUGCAAUCUCACAAGGUGAAACCAGAUGGGAGAACAAUAAUGAGUUUAGCGUCUGUAAUUGGGAUGACAGGUAAUUUGGACAAGGCAAAGUGGGUUCAUGGUUUGGUUGCGGAAGCUAGAAUAAAAUUGGACGCAUUCUUGGGAUCGGCACUUGUUGACAUGUACUCUAAAUGUGGGAGCGUCGAGAAGGCUCUUUCCGUGUUUGAGGAGGUGCAAGAAAGAGAUGUAUCAGUUUGGUCAGCCAUGAUUUCAGGGUUAGCUUUGCAUGGUCAUGGAACGAAAGCUCUUGAAUUAUUUAGAAUGAUGCAGGCUAAAGAAAUUCAGCCUAACCAUGUGACUUUUACAGGUGUACUUUCAGCUUGCAGUCAUUGUGGAAUGGUGGAGGAAGGUUUGACUAUUUUUCACAGUAUGAAACAAAUAUACGGAAUUGAACCAUGUGCUGAACACUAUGGUUGCGUGAUUGAUUUAUUAGGACGAGCAGGGAAACUAAUGGAAGCAAAAGACUUGAUUGAAAGGAUGUCCAUGAAACCAACCAGGUCCAUUUGGGGGGCCAUGCUCAAUGCAUGUAGAGUUCACCAAAAUGUGGAAAUAGCUGAGAUUGCAUCCAGAGAGCUACUCAAAAUUGAGCCUGAGGAAGAUGGUGGGUAUAUUAUUUUGUCAAAUAUUUAUGCUUCUCUAGGAAGGUGGAGAGAUGCAGACGAUGUUAGGCGGACGAUGGAAAACAGAGGAGUAAGAAAGGUAGCUGGCCAGAGUGCUGUUGUUGUCAAUGGAGUUUUUCAUCAGUUUGUUUCGGCAGACAAAGCUCAUCCCAGGUGGUCCGAGAUAUACUCUCUCAUUCACAACAUGAACAAUGAAAUGAAAGUACUAAACAACUUUACAUGAUUUGCAAAGUAAACAACUACAAAGAUUCUAGAAAAUAAAGCACUGUUCAUAAAAAAUAAUUCUUUCAUCGUCACGUUUGAAGGGUCUUAUCAGAUAUUUGGAUAUAGAGAACUGAGGAAGCCAUUUAUUACUCACCUGGAGACUUAGCCAGUGGACACCGCUAUAAAGCUAUAUGAGGGAGGAGGUGGAAGUUGCCUUUGUUUAUUUUCUUGAAUUCUGCCUCUCAUUUGCUCUCGAAGCCAUUAUUUCAGGCAAUGCAUAAACUGCAGAUAGCUGUGAAUGCUGAAACGAGCUAAUCAUCUAAGCUGCUACGUAAGUAAUCCACUGGUCUCAGCUUUAGCCCUAAUGAGUAGUUUACUUGGGACGUCCAUUACUUCAACGUUUCCUCUGUGUAAACUACGUAAGAGUUAGUUAUCCUUUUAGAAGAAAUUGAAUAACAGCAGGAUUGACAAAGUAUUGCGCCUGUGGAAAGAUCAAGCUGGAGAAUGGACUUUCUAAGUACCAAUAUGUACAUACACCUUCAGUGGACUGCACCAAGAUGUUCAGCAGAAAAGAACUCCUAUAUGACUUUACAGAGUUGAGUGCAUGGUAGCCACCGCAUGUUUAUGAACAAAAUCCAACUGUAGAGCCAAUUCUGAAGGCACAUUUUUGUUCUGUUCACCUCUGUAGUCUGUACAUGUGACCCCCAUUGUAUUCCCCAACACCCCUUCGUUAAGAGUGUGCCCCUCAUAUCUUGGCCAUACAAUGAAAAUUUUCAGAAAAUUGAGGACAACCAAAAACACAUUAAUUUUUUUUCCGAUUAAAAAUAAUUUGACAGAAAUAAUCUUGUGAAUUUUUUUAAUUAACCAUGGAAAAAGUUUAUUGUA